Messenger RNA from Lates calcarifer (barramundi perch), 3374 nucleotides. Its product is annotated as hexokinase HKDC1. The coding region runs from base 216 to 3023 and encodes 935 amino acids. Gene Ontology annotation, molecular function: fructokinase activity; mannokinase activity; glucokinase activity. Gene Ontology annotation, cellular component: cytosol; mitochondrion. The transcript has 21 exons. The record is from RefSeq and is a predicted model, not a curated record. Lineage: Eukaryota; Metazoa; Chordata; Actinopteri; Centropomidae. Gene Ontology annotation, biological process: glucose 6-phosphate metabolic process; glycolytic process; intracellular glucose homeostasis.
AGGCUGAUCUCUGCUCAGUGAACUCAGUGAGAACAAAACUGGACGAUCAGAGUGCGACAGGACGGAAAAAAGGGAUUUUCUGCAUCUUAAUGUGUACACACUGAACACAUUUCAUUGUGUAUGCACUUGCAUCGUGCACUGACAUACAAAUACAAACUCAUAAACAAUCCAACGUGGGGGAGUUUUCAUGGUGGUGUGUGUUGUUUUACAUCAAGAUGUUGGCUGUUCAUCUUGUUUCCUUCUUCUUCUCCAAACUCCAGGAGGACCCCACGAAGAAGGUGGACAGGUUCCUGUACGCAAUGCGUCUCCACGACGACCAGCUAAGUGACAUCUCGGCUCGUUUCCAGGCUGAGAUGAAGAAGGGGCUUUCAGUGGAGAGCAACGCCGCUGCAGCAGUGAAGAUGCUGCCAACACAUGUCCGCUCCACCCCUGAUGGAUCAGAGAAAGGGCAGUUUCUGGCGUUGGAUCUCGGAGGCUCCAAGUUUAAGGUGCUCCAGGUUAAAGUGAGAGAGGGAAUGGGGAUUAGGAGGGGAGGAGUGGAGAUGGAAGAGAAGACUUACCCGAUACCUAAGGAGCUACUUGUGGGGAGAGGAACAGAGUUAUUUGACCAUGUGUCAGAGUCUCUAAAGGACUUCCUGCAUGAGAAGAACAUCAGCUUGGAUAAGAAACAUCCUCUGGCCUUCACUUUCUCUUUUGCCUGUGAACAGUCCAGCCUGGAUCAGGGAUCAUUGUUAGGUUGGAGUAAGAACUACCGGGCUAGAGGUCUCCAGGGGAAGGAUGUGGUCCAGGCCCUCAGAGAUGCCAUUGACAGAACUGGGGGGAUGGAUAUAGAGGUGUUAGCUAUGGUUAAUGACACUGUAGCGACAAUGAUGACCUGUGGUUUUGAUGACAAUUACUGUGAAGUUGGACUCAUCAUUGGUACAGGCACCAAUGCGUGUUACAUGGAGGAGCUUCGCCACGUUGACCUGGUGGAGGGAGAUGAGGGCCGAAUGUGUGUGAACACCGAGUGGGGAGCCUUUGGAGAUGACGGGGCUCUGGACGAUUACCUCACUGAGUUUGACAGGGAUGUCGAUGCAGCCUCCAACAAUCAAGGGAAACAAAUCUUUGAAAAGAUGGUCAGUGGGAUGUACCUGGGUGAGCUGGUGAGGCUGGUUGUAUUAAAGAUGGCUAAACUAGGACUGCUGUUUGAUGGACAUGUAUCUGAUGCCCUGAGGACCAAAGGAAAAAUCACCACUGCAAAUGUGGCAGCCAUGGAGGAGUACAAAAAUGGUCUGAAGAACACCAGAGACAUUCUCACAGGCCUUAGCUUGACCCCUUCGCAGGAUGACUGCAUCGCCGUUCAGCAUGUCAGCACCAUUGUGUCCUUCAGGUCUUCAAAUCUGGUGGCUGCAGGACUGGCUGCCAUCUUGACUCGAAUCAAACAAAACCGGAAUUUGAGGGCAUUGAGGAUCACUGUAGGUGUGGAUGGAGCAGUGUACAAGACCCACCCACAGUAUCCUAAACGUCUCCAUAAAGUGGUGCGCCGCUUGCUUCCUGAGUGCCAUGUCAGAUUCGUCUUGUCUGACAGUGGCAGCAGCAAAGGAGCAGCCCUGGUAACAGCAGUUGCCCAACGACUGGCAUCACAGAAGCGAAAGGUGGAUGAGACACUUUCGCCCUUCAGACUGAGCCACGAGCAGCUCCAGCUGGUGAAGGCCAGGAUGAGGGCGGGGCUGGAGGCAGGCCUGAAGAGAAAAGGCUCCACUGCAAUCAAGAUGCUUCCUUCCUUUGUGUACCGUACACCUGAUGGCACAGAGCAUGGAAAAUACCUCGCUCUGGAUCUGGGAGGAACCAACUUCAGGGCGUUGCUGGUGAACUUUAAAAAAGGUCUGCAACAGAACACUCGACUCCAUCAUAAGAUCUACACCAUACCACUUGAGAUAAUGCAGGGAACCGGAGAAGAGCUGUUUGAUCAUAUUGCAGAGUGUAUUAGUGACUUCUUGGACUACAUGGGGUUGAAAAAUGCUCGUCUUCCUGCGGGCUUCACCUUCUCUUUCCCCUGCGAGCAGACAGCCCUCGACACGGGCACAUUGGUGAGCUGGACCAAAGGCUUUAAGGCCACAGACUGUGAAGGACAUGAUGUUGUUAGCAUGCUGCGGGAGGCCAUCAAAAGACGCAAUGACUUUGACUUGGACAUAGCUGCUGUAGUCAAUGACACAGUUGGAACCAUGAUGAGCUGCGCCUAUGAAGACCCUCAGUGUGAAGUUGGACUGAUUGCUGGAACUGGCACUAAUGUUUGUUACAUGGAGGAACUGAAGAACAUUGAAAAGACUGAACAAAGUACAGGACAAAAGCAGGGGGAUAAGAUGAGAGGAGAGAAAAAGGUGGGGGAUGCUGAGAUACAAAAGAUGUGUAUAAACACAGAGUGGGGAGGUCUGGGUGACGAUGGCUCUCUGGAUGAUAUCAUCACACCUUAUGAUGUGGAGGUGGACCAAACCUCAAUUAACCCUGGGAAGCAAAGGUUUGAAAAGCUGACCAGUGGGAUGUAUUUAGGUGAAGUUGUCCGCCAGGUAUUGCUGGAUUUAACCAGAGGAGGUUUGCUGUUCAGAGGUCAUGUCACUGAAGCCUUAAAAACAGCUGGAAUAUUCCAAACCAAAUACCUGUCGCAAAUAGAAAGUGACCGCCUCGCUCUGCUGCAGGUUAGAUCUAUUCUCCAGGGGCUGGGGCUGGACAGCACCUGUAACGACAGCAUCAUUGUAAAACAGGUAUGUGGAACAGUGUCACGUCGUGCAGCUCAGCUGUGUGGGGCAGGAAUGGCGGCCGUGGUCGAUAAGAUCAGAGAGAACCGAGGACUGGACCAUCUCAACGUCACUGUAGGGGUAGACGGGGCACUCUACAAAUUACAUCCACAUUUCUCUGGAGUCCUCCAAGAGACCGCAAGAGUUUUGGCUCCCCAGUGUAAUGUCACCUUCCUCCCAUCAGAGGAGGGCAGUGGGAAGGGUGCUGCCCUCAUCACAGCUGUGGCUAGACAGAGGGGGGAGAUGUAACUUGACAUGACUGAAAAAAUGAUUUAGCUUACCAACGUUUUUCUUUUCACAUUUUUUCAUUUUUCUUAUGUGCAUUACUAUUCUUCUCACUGCUAAUGUUCUCUGUUGGUCUGGGAGAAGUUCACACUGUCACAUGUAGUCUCUGAAACAAAUGGAUUCAGCAGCCACUACUUUUGACCCGACAACAGGAAACUUCAUCUGAAAGUUCUUGAUCUCUAACAGGCUUUCCACCAGCAAAUGCAACUAUUUGUGCUUUAUGACGCAUCCAGGAAAGACCGAAGUACAGUUGCAUGUUACUAUCCCCAAUUAAUGGAUUUUUAGCAAAUGGCAAUAAAGCUUGACCCACUUCUC